AAUAGAAGGGCGCAGCGGUGGGAAUUUUUGGCGGCUCCCGCGUGUGGGACGAUGGGGAGCGCGGCGCGGCCGGGUCUCUGGCCAAUGGGAGCGCAGCGGGGACGGCCCCGUUGGCGCAGUGCCUGGCGCUGUGAUUGGGCAGCCUGGCGUUCUGGCGCCAAGUUCGAAGGGAAUAUAAAGUGUCCCCGGGAGCGCCGCAGCCCCACCGCCGCCUUUGCCUGUGAGAGCCGGAGUCGCCGCCUGUCUCCGCCCGCCCGCCCGCCAUCGCCGCCAUGCUCCCCGCCCGGGCCCCGUUCUCCGUCCGCAACGAGCAGCCCCGCCUGUCGCCCAUGAAGAACCUGGUCCUGACCGACAAGGAGAACACGCCCCCCGCGCUCAGCGCCACGCGGGUCCUGGCCACCAAGGCCGCUCGGAAGAUCUUCCAGGAGGCGGACGCGAAGCCGUUGAAACCCAAAGCAGUGACACAAGCUCCUAGCAAUCUGGAAGAUGAGCCCCUCCUACGGGAAAAUCCCCACCGGUUUGUCAUGUUCCCCAUCCAGUACCAUGAUAUCUGGCAGAUGUACAAGAAAGCAGAGGCUUCCUUCUGGACAGUUGAAGAGGUUGAUCUUUCCAAAGAUAUUCAACACUGGGAGUCCCUGAAGCCUGAGGAGAAAUAUUUCAUUUCACAUGUCCUAGCCUUCUUUGCAGCAAGUGAUGGCAUUGUAAAUGAGAAUUUGGUGGAGCGAUUCAGCCAAGAAGUACAGGUAACAGAAGCUCGCUGUUUCUAUGGCUUCCAGAUUGCUAUGGAAAACAUACAUUCAGAAAUGUACAGUCUGCUCAUAGAUACUUACAUUAAAGAUCCAAAACAAAGGGAAUUCCUUUUCAAUGCCAUUGAAACGCUGCCAUGUGUUAAAAAGAAGGCUGACUGGGCCAUGCAGUGGAUUGGGGACAAACAAGCAACAUUUGGAGAACGUGUAGUAGCUUUUGCAGCAGUGGAAGGAAUCUUCUUCUCUGGCUCCUUUGCAUCCAUCUUUUGGUUGAAGAAGAGAGGGUUAAUGCCUGGACUCACUUUUUCUAACGAACUCAUCAGCAGAGAUGAGGGUUUGCACUGCGACUUUGCCUGCCUAAUGUUCAAGCACUUGAUUCACAAACCAUCUGAGGAAAGAGUAAGAGAAGUCAUUACCAAUGCUGUCAGGAUAGAGCAGGAAUUCUUGACAGAGGCUCUACCUGUAAAGCUGAUUGGCAUGAAUUGCACUUUAAUGAAACAGUACAUCGAAUUUGUAGCAGACCGACUUAUGUUGGAGCUGGGAUUUAGCAAGAUAUUCAAAGCAGAGAAUCCAUUUGACUUCAUGGAGAAUAUCUCACUGGAAGGCAAGACUAACUUCUUUGAGAAGCGAGUAGGAGAAUACCAGAAGAUGGGAGUAAUGUCAAAACCCACAGAUAACUCUUUCACUCUGGAUGCAGACUUUUAAAUGAACUGAGACCACUUAAGAUAUGGUGGGCGUGCUGUUUUGAAUGAAACGUUGCUUUCAAUAUGAAUUCACAUUGUGACUGGAUAUUAUACUAAAAUCCCACUCUUGAACAGUGUGGGGUAUGGUACUGUUUUGAAGAGGCUAGUAUAGCUACAGCAGUAAAAUUCUUUAAUUAGAUAUUGCCAAUGGUGUUAAUUCAUAGAAUGCUUAGAUGGAGUAACUUGUGUUAUAAAAUCACUUCCUGAAAAAUCCUCAAUUCUUGAAGUGAUCUCAAAUGCCAUCUGUUGCAACAGGGAGGUUAUACACAGAUAUCACUAGUUUCUGGAAUUUCUAUCUCGGUGCUGGAAGUGCUUGAGAAAUGAGUCUUAAAUUAGAUUUGAGAGAUUUGGCUCUCAGAUACUGCAGGGGAAGCUACAUGACCUCACUGCUUCUUAGCAGGUUUUAAGUUUAUUUUUUACUAUUUGUAAUAGUUUGUACAUAAACCUGGCACUUUAAUAUUAAAAUAAAGAACUCUGACAUAGUGUUUUUGGCAACAUUAAUAUUGAAGCUUGAGUUUAUACUAAACUUUUAGACAUCGCAUUGCAUGAUAACCUUUUUUGUUUUUAUGCUUAUUUACUUGUAUGUAACUUAAAACGAUAAAGCUUUGAAUCAGACCUGCUGGUUAUCCUGACAGAUCUGUUAACUUCUGGCAGUGUACAAAUACAAACUAUAUGGAAGUUGAGAAGCUUAUUAAAAGUCCAGUGUUCUAGGUACUGGAGGAAAAACUUAUGUUGCUGGCCUCUGCUUGAAAUUGAAGCUUUCUUUCUUUUAGGAAAUACUAUUUCAUAAGUGGUUUUUUUGCCUGUUUUUAGUAACUCAAAUUCUAGAGUUAAGUCACAGGCAACACUUCACUAGAUACACUGAUCUGAAGGGCAAAGCUGUGAACUGCUUCCUUGCGAUAUGGCAUUAAUCCAUAAAAACAUCUUUGUUCAAGGUAGCCUGCAAAACAAAAGGAGCAUAGUCGUAAGUGGCCAUUCAGAGGCUAGAAUGCCAAACCCACUGCUUAUGUCUUAGCUUUGGCAUCUGGCACCUAAUGGAUGCAGUGAUGCUUUAAAUUCAAAUUCAUCUCAAAGUAGUUUAAUCUAUUUGUUACCACUUAUUCAGAUUGGAGCUCACUGAGUAGCCAAAGCUGAAAUUGGACACAUGCACUUAAAUAAACAUAUGGUUUCUAGAGGGAAUAUGACUUUUGUCCAUAUAGUUAUUUACUCAAUGGCAGAGUUUGGUCAACUGUCCAGGAUGAAAUGGGACUUGCCUACAACAGUCAUUACUUUAAAGAAAACAACUGUUCCAGCUGUUCUCUGGCUUAGAGCAUGGUGUAGUGCUCUGAUGUAAGUCAUUUAAAAUGACUCUUAUGUGGAGAUGAGUGCCCGUUAAGGCUGAUUCCCCACUCUGGCACUUCGAGUGCAGAAGGUGGCGGCCCUCAAAGACUCUAAAAAUUAAUACUUGCUGCUCUAGGCUUGUAUUUCCAAGGUUACAACUUUUUCUCUGACUUUGAAUUGGUAGAGGCUGUCACCACCCAAGUACAGAACCCCUUUGAGAGCCCAGGAAGAUGCACUUGAGAAUUCCUUCCUGUGGGGUACCCUCAAGCCCUUUCAAACCCCCUGCUCCAGGGAAGAGCUGAGAAAGGAGGGGGGAAAAA
Messenger RNA from Chelonia mydas (Green sea turtle), 3129 nucleotides. RefSeq names its product ribonucleotide reductase regulatory subunit M2 (gene RRM2). Gene Ontology annotation, biological process: deoxyribonucleotide biosynthetic process. The coding region runs from base 273 to 1451 and encodes 392 amino acids. The record is from RefSeq and is a predicted model, not a curated record. The transcript has 10 exons. Gene Ontology annotation, molecular function: ribonucleoside-diphosphate reductase activity, thioredoxin disulfide as acceptor. Gene Ontology annotation, cellular component: cytosol. Lineage: Eukaryota; Metazoa; Chordata; Testudines; Cheloniidae.